Iphiclides podalirius (scarce swallowtail) is the source of this 675-nucleotide messenger RNA. NCBI's taxonomy places the organism in Eukaryota, Metazoa, Arthropoda, Insecta, Lepidoptera, Papilionidae. The record is from the annotation of a GenBank genome assembly.
AUGGAUUUAACAGUAAGCGACAUAUUAGUGGAGCGUUGGACAAACUUUGCUAAAACAGGGGUACCGGAAACUGAAUUUUCACAAAUAGUUUGGAAACCAUUUAAUAUUGAAACGUCAAGUUAUUUGAGAAUUCUUGAUGACGAAGAAACAAAUGAAGACCAAGGAGGAAGUCUUGAGGUGGAUUUAGAAGAUCCACAUCCUGAGACACUGAUAUUUUGGGAUCAAAUUUACAAUGAAUACUUUGUAGAUGCUAAAGGGAGGUGGACUAUUGAAGAAAGGGUAGAAGACGAUGAUGAUGAAGGUACUGUUGAUGAGGGUAAUAGCGAGGAUGGUGGGGAGGGUAAUGAGGACAAUAAUGAAGAUAAUAACGAAGAUAAUAACGAAGAUAAUAAUGAACCUGAAGAAGCAGAUGACAAUGAGGGCGGAGAAGGGCCAAUUUUACUGAACGUGUCCACACUAAUCCAGCGGCCGCGCAUAAGGCACGAAGCGCCCGUGCCGCAGCCGCCUCUUGCGGGCCAUGUGGCCCCACAUCCUGCCUCCCCUCGCACCUUGUUCAGGAGUGCAUUAAAACGCAAUAAGUUAGGCGCGGGCGGCGGCGCGGGCGCAGGUGUCGCGCCGGAUGCGGCUGAAACGGCGGGGAAGAGGAAGAAGGGGGGGGGGGGGAGGAAGGGCGUG